AUGGGGAAGAAAUCAACUACUACGAACACCGGCAAUGGCAAUGGAAAGACAGAAGUGAACGUGAACGACCUAAAAGAGGAAGCGAAACAACUGGUAACGAAAAUUCAGGGCCAUUUUUUGGCUAUUGAGGAGCACCGAAGGAAAGAUCGAGAACUAUGGAGAACAUUGAAUAGAAGAAUAGAAAGCUUGGAAGAAGUGAAAUCGGAAAGAGGAAAACGGCGCGUGGUUAAAAAACCUACAGAUGUGAGUUCGCCGGGUGCAGGAAAAGCACCCGAUGCUGUGAAAGCUGUCCAGUGA
Molecule: messenger RNA, 297 nt
Organism: Necator americanus (New World hookworm)
Lineage: Eukaryota; Metazoa; Nematoda; Chromadorea; Rhabditida; Ancylostomatidae
Exons: 5
Coding region: 1-297 (98 amino acids)
Source: RefSeq, a predicted model, not a curated record